Caenorhabditis remanei is the source of this 1191-nucleotide messenger RNA. RefSeq lists its product as uncharacterized. The record is from RefSeq and is a predicted model, not a curated record. The transcript is spliced from 5 exons. Bases 1 to 1191 code for a protein of 396 amino acids. NCBI's taxonomy places the organism in Eukaryota, Metazoa, Nematoda, Chromadorea, Rhabditida, Rhabditidae.
AUGGAGAAAAGUCUGAAAGUAGAAGUGGUCGCUGUCCAUGGAUUCCCCAUCCAGAACCUUCCCUUGGAAUUACUCCAAUUGCCUGUUUCUCUUAUGACUCCGGCGGAGAGACUCAAUUUGGCUUCGACCUCGAACAAAAUGGAAAAUGCUCUGAUGAAACUCAGAUUCCCGAAAGUGAAUCUUCAUUCUCUUCAUAUCCACGAUGGGACCAAUUCUGGUGCCAAAGUGGCCGACAUCAUCAUCACCAGCACCAAUCGUGCCGAUGACUCUGUUCUUGUCGUCAAAUGCGGUACCAGCAGCAUGUACUCUGAAAGACUGGUCAAUGUGAAAACAUUCCCGAAAUGGAUCGAUGCAAGAUGCUCAGCCAUCGCCAAUGCCCGCGCUAUCUACAAAGUCAUCCGCCAUUUGAUUCCAAGCGAUGGACUAUCCCUUGGACUUGGACCGAUGAAGAAAACCGAUAUGAAGAGAAUUCUGUCAGCCGAGGAGUUCGAUAACUGGACGAGUGCAGAUGUUCAGGGUAAUCACGAUAUGGCAGCGAUCGGGUUCAUUAUGAAUCACGCCUAUAAGAAUAGAUCACUGGAUUGUAGGGAGAGUGUGCGGUUUUCGACAGACUUCAGCCAUGAAAAGGCCUUCAAAUUCAAUGGAGUCCGAUACGCCCAUGCUCCGUGGGUUCGCUUGGACCAUCUCAUCGCAAUGCGAGGAGGAAAACACAUUGAUUUGGGUCACACUAACCUUUCGGCUCUUGAAGUCAACAUCUUCAUCCGUCUCUGUAUUGAUAGCGAGAAGCCUGCCUGCGAUUGUAUAACAAUUGGAUUGACUGGAGGAGCUCCCGAUGAGAAGGUCGUGUUGAAGGGAUUUAUUUAUAUUCCAGCAUCAGCAGAAGUCGGAAAAAAGAUGUUUUUCGCAUGUUCAAACUCAGUCGGCAACCCGAACAUUGCGAUCAUCACUCUCGACGAUCAAACUGUCUCCUGUCAUUUCAACUCGAAUGAAAAGGAAAUUCUCCAACCACGGAUUACGUUGAAUGCCAUGAAACAAAAGGCCAAGGUUUUGAAGGAGAUGGCGGCUCUGAAACUUGAGGAUGUUGAGCAGCGUCAAAGACUCGAGAAACAAAUUGAGGAGAUUUGGGAUAAUUGUGAGAAAGCUCUGGCCGAAGAGGAUAAGGCCCAUGAUGCACUUAUGAAGAAUCCUUGA